CUUCUAUAUAAGGACUUAUUUGACCCCUUUUUUGCAACUUCGAGGACCAAACUGACCAUUAUCCCAAUUUGAUCUAGUUUUCUCUGUCCAAAUUUGGUAUGGGUGUACGUAAGAUCAUACGUACUGAUCAAGUACAAAGAAAGAUGAUGAUAGCUUAUCAGUAACCAAAAAAUAAACGAUUUGAGAAGGUACGAUUGGGUAUAGGGGUGGGCAUAAAAGCCAAACCGAACCGGUACCAAAUCAACCCGUAAUAGUACUCACUCAACCGAAUAUCGGGUAUUUAAAUGGUUUUAUAGAAUUCUAUCCCCAAUUGAAAUGGUACCAUUUGAAAAAGGUACAAGAUCGAUUCUAGAUUUUGAGAAAUGAAAGAUAUUGUGGGUGCACUUAUACCACAACAAAAAAACAGGAUUGUAGUCACAGACCUUAGUUUUAAAAAUCCGUAUACGUAGGAAGGAGGAGGUUUCUGCGAAAUGUAAACUCUGUGAAUUGGGUGAGGAGGAUACUGACCACUAGGGCUGUCAACGAACCGAGCUUUUAUCGAACUAUUCGAGCUCGAGCUCGAUUUCGAACCUAACGAGCCGAGCUUAACGAACUUCGAACUCGAACUCCAGCUGAGUUUUAAGUUCGAAAAAUUAAUCGAGCCGAGCUCGAACAUAGUAGUUUUUGGCUCGGUUCGAACUCGAGCCUAUCGAACACCCUAAAAUUUUAAAUAUAAUUUUUAUAUAUGUCAAAAUUUAAAUAUAAUUAGUAUGGUUUUAUGAAUUUAAAUAUGAUUAUUAAUGAACCGAAUACUUGUCGAACCAUUUGAGCACGAGCCUAUUAACGAGCAUCAUCUAAAAUUUUAAAUUCGGGCAUAUUUAUCGAGCUUAUCAAGCGCUCGGUUCGAACAUCGAACGCCUAUCGAGCCGAACACGAGCCUCAUUUGUAAAGCUCGCCGAGCUUCAAGCUCGAACCCGAACACCCCUUAUUCCUUAAUGAGCCGAAUUCGAGCUUUGGGUGUUCGGGCUCGGUUCGCUCGUUAACAGCCCUACUGACCACACCUUUCGGCCUUUUCCAAAUGUUAAAGGGUGUGGCAAGCUUUGGGUGGCCUCUAUCUAUGAUAAUGCCUCAACUGAUUUAAAGAGUGUUUGCAGUUGAUUAAAAAAGCAUUUUUCAGCUUUUGGCUUAAAAAAUGUUAAAAAGAGUGUUUUCAAAUGACAGCUUCUGCUUAAAUUAAUCACUUAAAAGCUAAAAACUGGAAGCAGGUGGAAGGGUGCUUUAAACUGCUUUUCACUUUUUCUAUUACACAAAAAGUACUUAUUUUACCAAACACUACCAACUUUUACUGUUGGUCCAAAAUAGGACGCUCGUAGGCUUUUAGGAAAGCUACGUAAGAACACUCAAGCAGAAAUCAGGAAAGCAAUGCAAAUAUGGAAAGUAGCUAGAGAGUUUGGUAGCCAGAAAUAGCAUGUCUGUAUUCGAAAUAUAACUUGCCUUUUAUAGGCGCUUACAAAUGGUAACUGCCGAAUAAUAAUGACUAAAUUAAUUACAAUAUUAAUACGAAAUUAAAUACAUGAUUAAUGGUGCAUUGAUUACUGGCCGUUACGCUUCUUGGUUGGCUGGCUGGCGGGUCGGCCUGGCUGGCGGUCCGGACGCUUGAGCUUCUCGGGCGGCAGGCUUCCGUCGGGCUGGAAGGCAGGCUCCUAGCUAGGCCGCAAGGCAGGCUUCCAGACGGCCGGCAGGCAGGCCGUCUUGGGUUUCCACUCCGCUGGACCUCCACUCCCUAAUGGGCCCGGUUGGUUGGGUCGACUUGAUAUCUGGAUCGCUGGGUCCACUAUCUGGGCUUGCCUGGCGAGACGACAGUCCUGGGCUUGGGCCUGCUUAUCCAAGUUUGGGGCAAAGUCUGAUUAGGCGUUGGGCCUAGUCCUAUAAUCCCAUCACGAGUCCCCCACUCCCUUAGUCGAGUAGUAGACUCGGCUAAGAGGGAGUAGUCCAAGUCAGCUGCCAAUUUAAAAAUGUUCACAUACUAGGGAGUAAUAAUUGUGGAUUCUGUAAAUCCCACAACUUAUGGAAAUUUUCCAAUUUUAAAUAAAGCUCUCAGCUUUAAUAGGCUUCAAAUUAAUUCAUUCAACAUCCUAGCAUUCUAGCAGUCAGCUCUCUUCCAGACUCCAGAAUCCAGGUCAGCUUUCGAAUAUUCCCCAAAAUAAUUAUUUUCGGACCCCUAAAAUUUUUUUCCUUUUCCUUUUCCUCUCCUUUCCUUUUCUUUUCUUUUCUUUUCUUUUCUUUUCUUUUCUUUUCUUUUCUUUUCUUUUCUUUCCUUUUCUUCUCUUUCCUUUCCUUUUCUUUCCUUUCUUUCUCUCUCCUGGUUCCCUGCGUGCGUCUUCCUCGCGUCGCCCGCAUCACCCAGCGCCGCAGUCAACUUGCCGGGCGGGUUGACCGCCGUAUUCCCUCCGGCGGUUUCACUGGGUUGUCUCCUCCGUGCAAGGCGGCCGUCCCGCGCCGCCCACCGGUGACCGACGUCGCCCUGGCAGUCCGGCAAAUCCGGCCGGCCGGUCUGGUCGAGCGGGCUGACCGCCGCUUUCCCUCCGGCAGCUCCACUGGGUCGGCCCCGCCGUGCUAGGCGGCUAUUCCGCGCCGCCCACAUGUGACCGACGCCGCCCCUGCAGUCCGGCAAAUCUGGCCGGCCGGUCUGGUCUCCUACCGCGUCCGGCUGGUGCGUCUCGCCUGGGCCGGCGGCCACCCCUUGCUGGUCAGCGUCUGCCAGAGGUUGGCGUCCUGGCUGGGCGCCCCUCUUGUCCAUCUCCGGCGUUAUGGCUUUCGCACAGCGCCGCCGUCAGCCCCCCAAGGUUGACCGACGCACGCGGCUCACCCCUCUGCCUUGCCGGGCUCUCCCACCAGCCGGCGGCUCUGCCGCGGUGUUUGACGGUGACAGACCCAAGUCGGUCGGGUCCCCACGUAGGUCCACGAGCCGCCCUGCACCUUGGUUCUGAAAAUGACGGGCCGGGGUGAAGUCUCUAUUACCCGGGGCUCCGCGUUGUCCGGCGGUUGUCUUAUUGCUGACCGGCUUCACCCCUCAUCCAGGUGGUCAUGCGGGUGUGAGCCCCCCUAUUGGCGCACUCCAAGUUGACGGGCAGGCUUAACGCCUCGUAUAUGCUAACUCACUCUUUUUUUUUUUUUUUUAUGUGCAGGUGGGCCCCAUCCCGUUUGACCAUGCAACACGGAGGGUGCUCUUCUCAUCAAAACAAUGGUCAAGGCUCUCACACAGCAAUGCAAGUUGGAGUUCAGCCCCUCUCCAAGCCAUCAGACUCGGGACUGUCGGCCAUCACUGAAGGCAAGCAUGGGGCGGCCAUGAAACCCAUUCGGGCCAGCCGUGGCCCCAGACCACGUAUGCAUGUGGGGAAAGUUACCGGACAGCAGGCUGAGAUUCUCCCAGAGGUAGCCCCAACUAAGCGGGUCACCGUUUUCGAGGGCCGACCCCUCAAUGUUCCGGACAGAGCGCGCACCCAACCCGUGGACGUGUCAGAUUCUGAUGAUGACUCUGGCGCUUGGGAGGACCCGAAUUCUUGGUGGGACCUCGACAAUAGCGGGAUAGUGAACCUCCCCCCUUGCGUCCAAGACGAGGACCUUGCCGUGGCACGUAGUCUGAUCGGUGCCGUGUGUUCAUCGAAAAUCCCGGAGGCUACUGAAGUACUGAGUGAUCCCCCGGUCCCUUAUUUUGGGGUCCAUAUCCGCUCUCUGGAGUUAGGGAUGGUUGUGCCUCUGCAUCCUUUUCUGGUUCGAUUUCUUCACUUCCUGGGUGUGGCACCGGGCCAACUGGCUCCGGCGGCUCACAUGUUCGUGGCAGCUUUCGUGGCGCGGUGUGAGGACGUGGGCAUCACUCCCACAAUCGAUUUGUUUUUUAGCUGCUUCCAGUGGCGCGCCUCCAGCUUUUUUGCCUCAGUCUCCCAGAGGCCGGUGAGCAAGCUAUUCCGGUCGGGUUACCCUGACUCAGGUAGCCGAUGGAAGAAGAGGUGGAUCUGGGUGUCUGACCCUACCCUUCCAUCACCUCCUUUCCAGUGGGGUGAGCGGCUCCGGAAGUGUGAUCGGGUCGCCCUUUCCCCUGACCUCAAGUCAUCCAUCGAGGUGUUGUCUGCAGGCGGCCCCCGCUCCAUCAGCUCAUACUUAGGUGAUCGUCACUUCCCCAGUUUAGGUUUGGCUAUUUUGUAUUUUACCUUACUCAUCCUCACAUUUUUCUUCCGCAGAUGUGCCCGAUAGGCCUGAGAAACAUAUCGUCGGUGCCGAAUCCGAUGAUGAUGACGAAGAAGCCCAGCCAUUCAUCGCUCGUGUAGCUCCCACGGCCACCAAGGAAAAAGAGCAUGGAGCUCCCCCAAACCGUGUAGCACAGAUUCCGAGGAGGGUGAGGGUUACCUUUGGGCCUCAGCCUGUCGCACCAGCGAAGAAGAAGCAGAAGAGGGAUAUUGUCGACUUACUGGUCGAAUUGGAUGAGUCUGAUGACGAGGAGGUGGAGCCUCAUGUAGCCGCUGCUCCUGUGCUCCCCCAGGUCGCUGCGGGGAAAGGGCACGGAGCCCCCCCGUGCCGAGAGGGGCAUGUUUUGGAGGGGGCGACUGUCACCCCGGAAUUCCAAUCCACCGGGCAGGUGCAUGAAGAUGCUGGUGAGAGGAUGGCUGAGCGGGUUAGCUGCGACACUCAGCACACAGUUGCUUACACAUUCCCAUCUCCGAGUGCCUCGAUCCUGCACGAGGGCUUCCCGGUUGUGGACUAUGCUUCAGCGAUCUUGCCGCCGGGUGACCUCGCACGUAUGACCUCCCAGGGGUUUCAACCCCUCUUGGAGGGUUCCAUUCGGACCCAUGUUGAUGGACUUGCUAAGACCGUUGGGGCACUUUGGGCAGCCAACCAUUCUCAAGCAAUGCUCCAGCGUGAGGUUGAUGAAAUUAGAGCCGCCCUACAGGCUAGGGAGAAAGCCUUCUCCGAGUUACAACUUUUGCAUGCAAGAGAGCGUGAAGAAGUGGCCAAGAAGGCGAUUCUCGAGUUCAAGGCCUCCGACGAAUUCCAGAAAACCAUAUCUGACAGAGUGGAAGCGAAGGAAUCUGACUUAGUAAAUAAGUGGCUGAAGACUGACGAGGGGGAGUACUGGCAUGCUCGUGAAGUUCUGUACGCCUUUCAGAGUGGCAAGUACCUGACACAGCAGAAAUUGUAUGAUCAGUUGGAGGGUCUCGGCCCUGACUUUUAUCCAUCCGUGCUAGGUCUUCCUGCCCGCAUGAAGAAACCUGAGGCUGCAAUA
Cuscuta epithymum is the source of this 5260-nucleotide messenger RNA. The record is from the annotation of a GenBank genome assembly. Lineage: Eukaryota; Viridiplantae; Streptophyta; Magnoliopsida; Solanales; Convolvulaceae.